ACGUGGGAAGCGGAGCGCUGGCUGUAUGAGACACACAAAUCUACCCCGCCUCCCGGGGGCUGUGGGCUCAGGGCUGGUCCAUUUGGUGGCCCUGACACCUGUGUGACAGCUCGGACACGGCCACCCCCUCACUCGCCCCCACCGUCCUGCCGCCUGCCCGGCGGGGACCGACUCACGGUGCACAGGACGGCAUCCGGGGAGCCCUUUACGGUCUUCCCAAGCUCCAGACGGCGGUUUUUGCUGCUGGGCUAGCGAAGCUGUGGCUCUGGAGGAGGAACCGUGGCGUUAGCGGCAGCAGCGGGGAGGAGGAGCCAGAGCUGGCACAGAGCUGCCGCUGCCGCUUGCGGGGAGCGGAUUAUCGCCUCCAGGAGGGACCGGAGCCGUGCGAGAGGGGCUGCACGGGCAGCGGCUCCUUCUCUCUGAUCCCUGCCGUUCCCCAGGAGUAUCAAGAACCUGAGAGGGUGAAGGCCUGUCACAAAACAGGUUUGUAACAAUGGUAAAGGCGGAUAUUGUAAAUGACAAUGAAAAUCCUGAGCCAUCAGUAUGUGACAGAAGUGGUACGAUUCCCAUGCUUGAGCAAAGCGAGGAGGGUCCAACAGCAGAUGCCAAAGGUGGCGAUGGGAAUAUACAAACAGAAGAAACUGCUCUCUUGAAUCAUUGUGCUCAGCCACCGCCGGAACCAACAGCAGGGUCUUCAAUACCUGCGAGAACAUGGAGGCAAAUAUUUAGUUGUCCUCCUCAGGGUUUACUGGCCCAAACAGUGACAAAUGUUGCAAUCGUGGUCCUGGUUUGGGCUGUGGUUUGGUCAAUCACUGGGGCUGAGUGUCUCCCAGGUGGAAACCUGUUUGGAAUUCUGUUCCUUUAUUUUUUCGCUGUCAUCGGAGGUAAAAUUUUUGGAUUCAUUAAAAUACGAACACUUCCUCCUCUCCCUGCUCUUCUGGGGAUGCUACUUGCUGGUUUCCUAAUCCGAAAUACUCCAUUCAUUAGUGACAUUGUCCAGAUAAACCUACGCUGGUCUGCAGCACUGAGGAAUGUCGCUCUUUCAAUUAUCUUGACCCGAGCAGGACUUGGCCUGGAUCCAAAGGCUCUUAAGAAGCUCAAAGCAGUCUGUUUGCGGCUUUCUUUCGGACCGUGCAUCUCAGAAACGUGCACAGCUGCUGUUCUUGCCUACUUGUUCAUGCAUUUGCCGUGGCAAUGGGGAUUUAUACUAGGUUUUGUUUUAGGUGCAGUCUCCCCUGCUGUGGUGGUUCCCUCAAUGCUGAUUUUACAGGCUGGGGGAUAUGGGGUAGAGAAAGGUAUCCCAACUUUGCUAAUGGCAGCUGGCAGCAUUGACGACAUUCUGGCUAUCACAGGCUUCAACACUUGCCUUGGGAUGGCUUUCUCUUCCGGUUCUACUCUUUACAAUGUGCUCCGUGGAGUGCUGGAGGUUGCUGUUGGCAUAGCAGCUGGGGGGAUUCUGGGAAUGUUUGUUCGAUAUUUCCCAAGCCAUGAUCAGGCAUCUCUGGCAUGGAAGAGGUCAUAUUUUGUACUUGGGCUGUCCAUGUUUGCUGUUUUUGGCAGCAUUUACUUUGGCUUCCCUGGAUCAGGAGGGCUCUGCACAUUAGUCUUAGCUUUUGUUGCAGGUGUGGGUUGGUCUGAUGAAAAGAGGGAAGUAGAAAAAAUUGUCGCAGUUGCAUGGAAUAUCUUUCAACCUUUUCUUUUUGGUUUAAUUGGAGCAGAAGUAUCUGUUACAUCUCUUAGGCCUGAAACUGUUGGGCUCUGUGUUGCUACAUUAGCCAUUGCCCUAGUUGUGCGAAUCAUAGCAACGUUCCUGAUGGUGUGUUUUGCUGGGUUUAAUUUUAAGGAGAAAGUAUUCGUCUCAUUGGCAUGGAUGCCCAAAGCCACUGUCCAGGCUGCAAUAGGUUCCCUUGCCCUGGAUACAGCGAGAAGUCAUCAGGAUGAGCAACUGGAAAAAUAUGGAAUGGAUGUACUGACAGUAGCUUUCUUGGCUAUCUUGAUCACUGCUCCAAUUGGAGCCCUGGCUAUUGGCUUGGCAGGGCCCAGACUUUUGCAGAAGGCUCAGACAAAUAGGCAGGAGGAUGAGAAAGGUGCUGAGGCUGCAGAAGAGGCAGAGGCCUGUGAACCUUCGUAAGAGACAACUACAGGAAUAUGGUCCUUCAGCCCUUACACUUCUGUUGAGUAAACACAGCGUGUCUGUAAUCUUUCUGGAGGAAACCAAAACAAGUGUCAGUUAUGUCUGCUAUUUUAAAAGCAGUCCUGGUAGAGUUUUAUAAAAUAUUUGUAUGUGUUGAUGGUGCCUUAAGAGAUGAAAUAGCUGAACAUACAGUGAAUAGGCUCGUCAGGCAGUGAGUCACUGAGAAGUUAGCAUUCAACAGUUACUUGAAAUGUGUGGGUGUGAGGCCAGGGAGAAGAUCAGAAUUUUUCAGCCAUGGAGUGGAGUCAUGAGGUGGAAUAUAAACAGAAGAAAAUGGAGACAAAUGUGAGUAGCUUCUUGACAGUUGAAACUGGGCUAUGAGAUGACAAGUUCAACAGCUCAAAGAAUGCAACUUGUGAAUUAGAGACUGCUGACAUACAGUGAACAAGUCCUGCCAUGGGUUGGUGAUUCCCUCUCCUUCGUCAUUUGGGUUCCAAAACUUGCCUUUUCCUAUUGCUGUUCUUCCUCACAGCUCACGCACCCCUUUGUACCUUCAAGGGUCCGUCAGCUUUGGUCAUAGCAAGAAACAGCAGGUGGUGCUUAUGUGCUGAGAGACAGUUGGGUCUGUCAGAGACUGUGGCAAUACAGGCGUUGCUGGUGCUGGUAGAAAAAAGGACAGAGCUUGAA
Chroicocephalus ridibundus (black-headed gull) is the source of this 2821-nucleotide messenger RNA. Its product is annotated as sodium/hydrogen exchanger 9B2-like. Gene Ontology annotation, biological process: proton transmembrane transport. Lineage: Eukaryota; Metazoa; Chordata; Aves; Charadriiformes; Laridae. Gene Ontology annotation, cellular component: membrane. Gene Ontology annotation, molecular function: antiporter activity. The record is from RefSeq and is a predicted model, not a curated record. The coding region runs from base 494 to 2131 and encodes 545 amino acids. The transcript is spliced from 13 exons.